AUGACUGUUGGAGACGCUAUCACCUCAUUUUCGCGAAAGCCUGAUGAAACCACUGACGGCAUAGUGCAGCCAGACAAAGCCACAGACUUCCAAACCUCGACCACGAAUCAUGAGAAACAGUCGUGGCUCAGCGCGGCGAGUGGUGCUCGAGUAACCUGGACAGUACUAUGCGUCGCCCUAUCAGCCGUUGUCGCUGGUUCAUUCUUGGGACUCGCUAUCGAUGCUAUCCAAAUGGCAUCAGAAAGGUCACCUUUUUCUUUUGGCUUCGGGAAGGUUAAUGGCAUUGCCUUAGCGUCUGGAGUCUCCAACCACAUUGGUGGAGGUACAGAAGCUGCAGGCACGAUAACGAGUCUACUGAACAUCAACGAUCCGAAGACUCGCGUCCUAGGCACUGUGGUUCUGGCGAAUCUGCCACAACUCAUCUUCUCACUCAAUUACUUCCUCAUGAACGCUCUGGUCACCAUCGUCUACCUUGCCAAAGAGUGGAACAGCUAUUCGGUUCGCCGCAAACCAUUGCGAGUAUCAUCACCUCAGGGUGUCCAAAGGAGCACAUAUUUUCUGUCACUCCCAUAUCGCGUCGCCGUCCCACUCAUGAUCAUCUCAGGAGUAAUGCAUUGGCUGAUCUCGCAAAGUGUCUUCCUUGCGGUUGUCGCACGUUACGAUCCUUACGGCAAUUUGGGCGAUCCAGCGCAAGUGUCCACGCUCGGCUUCUCUCCUUUACCAAUGGUGAUAACCCUUGGUACCGGCAUCCUGCUCCUGCUCAGUAUUCUGACUCUCGGUCUUUGGAGGUUUAAAAGUGUAAUGCCUGUAGCGAGCAGCUGUAGCGCGGCUAUUGCUGCUGCAUGUCAUGGACCCACGGGGGAGACGGGUGCCUUUUUGAAGCCUGUGGUCUGGGGCCCUUUGCCGUCUUCUAACAGCGAUUCGAUGGCCGGUAACCAUUAUGGUUUCACUAGUGGAGCAAUGAAAAGCUUACAAGGAGAAGGAAGACACAAAAAGUAG
Messenger RNA from Lithohypha guttulata, 999 nucleotides. RefSeq lists its product as uncharacterized. The record is from RefSeq and is a predicted model, not a curated record. Lineage: Eukaryota; Fungi; Ascomycota; Eurotiomycetes; Chaetothyriales; Trichomeriaceae. The transcript has 2 exons. Bases 1 to 999 code for a protein of 332 amino acids.